AUGUCAGCAAACCACCUUCAGCAGCAAAGAGUGACUUCUCCCACCUAUUCGGAUCCCUUGCAACGUUGUAGAGGUAUCAGUUCUUCAACAUCACCACAGCAAGAACAACAGAGCAGUAACAGCACAACAACUUGUUCUCCCUCCUCUUUCUACACGAUUGACAUACGCCCUAAACCAUCCAUUUCAUAUCCCUCGUUUUAUUCACAACUCACAUCAUCAGUACCGCCACCACGAUAUUCACUUUCAUCCUCCAAUAGCAAUUUAAGAGGAGGAAACAUUAAUUUAUAUCAUCAAUUAUGGCAGAAUCAACCUACAUCACCCACAAGUGGUGGCUCUGCUACUUCACUCACAAUCAACACUUCGAAUACAAAACAUCAUCGGUCGAUGAGAGGUGGAGUGUCUCCGAAUAGUACCACUGCUACCUAUUCUCCUGUGAAUGGCCACCACGAUUCACCAACGACACUCUUUCAACAACCACCUUCUCAUCAUCAUUUGCAAUCAAAUAAUGUCAACUCUGUCAACAAUAAUCAUACAAUGACGACAACAUCAACGAUGACCAUUCAACAACAAUAUGUUGAAAAUACUAAUAAUUAUUCACAAACGAGUGGUGGUGGUGUAAAUUCUGGAUCGUCUCCAUUCUAUUGUGAUACUGCAAUGCCCUAUGAUGACGACUCGUUUCAAUCGAGACUCUUGAAUGCGGUUCCUCAAGGUCUCUUACCUCAUUUCGAAAAGAUUUAUGUCCUUCCGAAUCAACAACCACAUCAUCAACUUGCUACAGUGCCAACCACUCCGUGUGGUACUCUGCUCAUUUCCACUAGUUCAGUGGUUUCUCAAGCACAUGGCACUCAGCAACUUCAAACAGCAAGUGUAGGAACAAAAUCUUUCAAUGAAAACGCCACUCCUCUGUCAAUUUCAUCUUCAACAGCUGCAUCAUCGUCGUCUACUACAAGUGGUCCUCGUUAUCAUCACCACCGUGGAGUGCUACCACCAUCAACGUCAAGCUCAUCAGUCCCUCUCAAUUCCUUGAUUCCAACAUCGGAAUUGAGCUCAACAAUAAGCAACUCCAUGAUCAACAAUGGGAGUACAGAUCUGGACAAUGCAAUUAAUGGAGUUCAGUUGACAAGUUUUGGAAGUCGGAGUAGUGAGGAAGAUUUAUGUUCUCUCACAUCCCCCACUGAUAAUAAUUCUUCAGUAGUGACAGGUCUCUCUUUGUAUGGUCACACCAUGCAAUCAUCAGCAUCAGCGCUUGAGCAAUUAGCAAUGAAAAAUUCAUCAUCGAAUCAAUCAUUAGGAGGAGUAUUCACAACAAAUGAUUCCGAUCAUGACGCAACUUUUUCAGUGCUAAAUCCUCAAAAUUUACGUGCCAUUGGUGACACAUCAUCUUCUCAAGACAAUUCACCUUUCACCAAUAACAAUUCAAAUAACCAUUGCAAAUCAAAUGUAAAUAACACAAUCGGAAACGUGAAUGCAACAACUAGCUCAAGUAACAAUACCAUGUUUUGUCAUGUUUGGGAUGUAAAUGAAAAUUUAUUGUAUCGAAAAGUGACACCUCCAUUCCUUGCUGUCUCUGGAAAUCAGUCACGAGUGGGAAGCAUGUUGAAUUUAUCUGGAUCUUUGGAUUUGAACAUGGAAAACAAUAGCAAUUUUUCGUCAUUUAGCUACAACACCAUUCACUCCUCAGACUCAAAAUUGACAUCACCACCAAAUCAAGGCCUUUAUAUUAUUGCUGGAAUGAAUAUUCCUCAAAAAUCUGCUUACAACUCGGAUAUUUUGAAACAUGUGUCUGCAAUUAGAGACUUGGAGGAUGAAAGAUCUUUGGAAGCAAUUAAUUCAGAUUCUAGCCCUGUUCCACAGAGUUUUAUGGAAAUGUCAUCGUCCCAUGCUCGAUCGAGAAAUGGUUCUAUUGGAAAAACACUCAAAGGUUUGAUGGGAUUGAAAAAAAAGAAAUCUGAAAGUGAUCUUCUCUCCUCCUCUGAACUCAACAAAAGCUCAGAAAAUUUGAAACAAAAUCUAAAGCUGGACAUCCCAAAAGUAGACAAGCAAGAGCGAAGGUUAAAAACGCUCUCUAUGAGAAUUACAGGGCUUUGGAAAAAUAAUCAGAGCCAAAACGAUCUCACCGCUAAUAAUGACCAUAAUUCUGGUUUUACAGCAUCAGACUCUAGUGGUAACAGCGCUAAUUUAAGUAUGACAACAACCGAUGUUAAAGCAACAGAUCUCUAUGAUGAAAUUGAUAUCAACACAGAGGAAAGAAAACUCGAAGAUGUCACAAAGGAGCAUUUGAACGAGCAGUUGGUCACAUUUAUCAAUGAGUUGACAUAUUCAGUGAAUGGUAGCAAAAGACUAUCGGCAAAGUUUGGUAAUGCAAUUUUGAACAGUGCUCCAACUGUUGCUGACAUGUCGAUUAAGAAUGAAAUUUUGGAAGAGCGUUUGCUAAUGCUUCUCAAACCAUUCUACGAAUACAAACCAAUGGACUUGGUUCUAUGUCAUAGAACUUUACAUGCUCUUGAAUAUCCAACAAAAAACAGAAUUAGCAUUAAUCUAGGUUUUUCUGACUUCUCCCUUAUUGGGGACGCCUCAAAGAAGGAACUUUUUACUUUUUCUGUUGCCCUUUAUGACUGCAAAAGUGAGAAGAAGAUCACUGAAGAUUGGUACUUUAACUUUUUAUCUGAAUUGCAAUUGCAAACAUUGCCAACUAGUGCUCAGGACAUCCUAAGAAUGAUGCCAAGCGUCACAAAAGAAAAAGUAUUUAGCAUUAGUUAUCCACAUGAUCAAAUAUAUUGCGUAGUUAUUGUUCGUAGACUUGCUCCUCACACCACGGUUCAAGAAGCUGCAGAAGAGAUGGGAAGCAUUUCACAAAAGAAACCACAACCAGAAUUGGAAGAAUCACGCAAGGCUCUAUAUCACUUUGAACAAUCUUUCCUCUUGGGCUAUUGUAAAAUUUUCAGUUCAAAACGACCUCAUGGCCACGUCAAUGUAUCAAGCUCAUCGAGCGUUCUAGAUUUUGGAGAUGAUCCAAAAGUAGACUUGGCAUUCUCUUCCACUAUUAUUGAAAAGUUUUAUCCUAUUAUUGUGGACAGCAAUAUCGAAAAUUUCAAUAUCGUUACAUUGUUAAAGCAUUUAGAUACUCAGACAGCAACACAUUCCAGCAUGCAAGCAUACCAUAUUAGAGGAAAAAUGGCUGUGGAAUGUAAAAUUAUGCGCGAUUGGAAAUCUCAAUCAUUUUCAAGGACGAGUGUGACUCGACCAAGUUUUGUUGAGGAACCCGAGAAUCCAAUUUCUUUGGAUGAUUUGGAUGUGGACCAAUUACGAGUGGAAUCGCCUUAUGCAAGAAGAAGAUUUGUUAGAAAUACCUUUGUUGAGGAAGAUAUUGAGGAUGUUGUAGAAGAGAUUCCAUGGAUGAAAUCUAGAUAUCCACAUCUUUCGUUUAAGAACAUACUAUUUCUGAAUUUAAAGCUUGCAAGAUUGUCAGGAUUGAAACAUUGCAAAAAUGUACUUAUUGAGGUGUCAGUAAGAGAUAGUGAUCAAUCCACACCAACCCCUGACGACUACAUCUUGAAUGCAAAUACCAGUACAAAGAUGCUGAAGCGAUUUAUAGGAAAGUUUAGUAACAAGUUGCAAAGAUAUCAAUUUUCAAGUCUUUCUUGCAAUACCAAAAAGAAUGUACAUUUCGUUGACGAAAUUAAGAUUGACUUACUCGGUUUAACUCCAGAGAAUAUUCAUAACGGGCAUCAUUUACUUUUCACAUUUUACAACAUUGACACAGUGGACUUGAAGAAAAAAGGACAGAAAAUUUUAGAAAUCGACCUACGAAGUGGCCACUUUGGUCAAGGUGUUCAUAGAAAUAUUGUUGGAUAUAGCUUUUUGGCUCUCUAUACAAAGAAUAGUGUCUAUGAAGCAGAUAAGGAACUCUAUGGGGAUAUUUUAUCUGGAUACAUGCCGCUUCGACAAUCGGUAUCGAAUGAGACGAUUCCAAUUUAUUCAAAACUUCCUCCUGGAUACAUGUCCAUUAGUGAAAAGGAUUUGGAUUCUCUUAAAGUGAGCGAAAAAUCCAAGCUGAGAAUUGAUGCAAACUUGGUUACCACAUUACAACCACCCGAUGAACGAUUGCAAUUAUUUUUCGCUGCCUAUGACGCAUUUACAAAAAGUACCUCUUUGCAAAAGUCUUCGAUAUUGGAGUAUAUUGUUUAUCAUUUACUUUUGAAAUUCCAUAUGACUGACUUUAGUAGCAGCAUGCCGUUCAUGUAUCUGUUGUUUGACAUUUUACUAGAAUUACUGAAUUACUCAUCCUCUGAACAAUUCACUAAGGAAAUUAACAUGAAAAAGCUUCAAAUGGAUCUUCAAACCAAGUUAUUCGAGGCACUAUUAUUGAGCUUGAGCAAAUUCCAUGAAUUUUGUGGCAACAGCACUCGAGGUAAUCGUUUCUUCUCGAGUUUUAUCAAAUUCAUUUUUAGUUUUGAGUCCUUACAUUGUGAGUUGAUGAGAGUAUUUAUCCAAUAUUUGACGUCUAACAGAGAAGCCAACGAGGAAAAGUCAUCCGAAUCUUGUAGAUAUUCUUGGUUUGUGUUUGACAUGGUGAUCAAAUCUCUCUUAAUUGCCCAAUCCAAGAGUAUUUCAAAUUAUUUAGAGAGUGACUUGUUGGUCCUUACAAAAAAUCUCAUACAGGAGCUGUUCAUGUGCAUGGAAAAGUUGCUACAAUCGAACAAUAACAGCAAUCACAACCUUGCUAUUUAUUGUAAUAGAAACAUCUCUCUAUUUAUCAGAGAUCUAUUACCAACGAUUGGAUAUGAAUCUGUGAAAGGAAUAUUUGAAUUUUAUUGCAGAAAAGUCACAACCGGCUUGUCCAAAGAAAUCAGUAUGAGACUUCUCAGCGAAUCUCUCGCAAUUAUAUCAGAUUACCACGAAAUGUGGGAACUUUCCACUACGAAUAUCUUCAUUACCAAGAUUAUUUCAUUAUUUUUCGAGGCGAUCGAGAUGAAGAAUGAAAAGAUCAUGUACAAGAUUGGAAAAUAUUUGUUGGACAUAUUUUUGAAAUUGGAUUUCGAUGAGAGAUAUCAACCAAGAGAGCAACGCGAACGAAUCACAUCUAUCAUUUUCACAAGUCUCGUUGAUACCUUCUUCAAUAAGGGAGAAGAAUUGUUGCUUAAACUCAAACAAUUCAAUGAGAUUAAUGUCAUUUUGAGCACUCUUUUAUUAUGGACCAUGAGAAAUUACAAUAGAGAUUCGCUCAUUCGUUGGUGGAGAGAAAAAACAUUGCACUGUUCUAACGAAUUGAAUGAUUUGAGUAUUGUUUUUUACAUGCUCAAGUUUAUGAAGAGUAUUGUAUUCGCUUUCAGAGGACUUACAAAAGAACAUGAGCAACAAUCAAAGAAGAUUGAUUUUGUGAGUAAGGCCUAUCAAGUGGUAGUCUAUAUUUUGAACGCCCUUUUUAUUGGCAAGGAUGGAUGCAUGAUGACCUUUUUAAUCUCUGUAUUUAAUGGAUUGUCUGACACAGCAGCCGACGAGGAUUAUGUCGAUUCAUUGCUCUACAAGCUUAUUCAAGUCAUUCGCCACAUUACCAUCCAUUCAUUGCUGAGACAUGAUGGUAACACUUGCUUUUUGGUUGUAAAAUCAUUAAUCACAGACUUGGUCACUCACUGUAAGAAGCUCAUUAGUGUACAUGAAAUUGAGAAUGCUCGAGAUUUAUCCAUGAAAUUUUUGAAGAAGGAAAGCAAAUUUAGAAUACUCAUUGCUCUCUUGAUUUUCAUGGAAAAGUCACACAGUCUACUCAUUUUCUGUCCAGAUGCCAAUGAUUUAGAUCAUGAUCCUGAUGUUUUCAGAGCUCACUGUCUCAACUGUACGGAAAUACUUUUGACUGAAUAUACCAAUGGUGAUGAUUCACAGACAAAUGUAUCUCACGAAGCUGCGGAAGAUGAAUAUAUUGUGGAUUCUGAAUUGUGUUGUCUGAAAGCAGCUACUUUGCAAGCAUCCAUUAACAAAAUUCUUGGAUAUAAUCCUAUCAAUGACAAGGAACAUACUGAACAAUUUUCUCAAAUGUUCUACUUGACCUAUAACUUAUUCAGUACUCCAGAGAAAAUUAUUGACAUUUUAAUUGCCAAGUACAGACACUUGAAUCAGGACAAGCAAGAUAAGAAUGACUUGCUAUUUGCAAAAAUUAAUCUUGAAAGAACUGCAGCACGAUUAAUCAAGGACGGUUUCUAUGCAUUCAAUAAUUUAAGUAUUGCAAAAAGUAUUAAUUUUAUGAAAGAAAUUGAACACAUGUCGUCAAGCAGCACUUCGAGUAUUGCCAAAAUUCAAAACGCUCUCGUUCUGAAUAUGCUUUCCAUUCAGGCCUCGUCCGGAACUCGAUGUGGAAUUACCAGUCCAGGGCGUGACUCUUCAGCAUCCGCAGAAGACAAAACUCUAAGAAUUCCCAAAGGAUUAACUCUGCAACAAGUUUCCACACCAGAAAUUCCCAUGUCCAAAUGGAAUCACGACAAGGACUUAUAUGUUCGAUUGGGAAUUUCAAAUCCUUUCAAAAUUCAAUUCGACAUCUUCUCUUGGCCUUCUGCCGAAUUAGCUCAUCAAUUGACCUUGUUGGAAGCAAAAUUCUUUUUGAAAAUUAAGCCCUAUGAAUUUUAUUAUAUUGAAAGCAAAGAUAAGGAAAUUCGAGAAAAGUACAGUAGUAACAUUUUGUUCAUGCAAGAACAUUUCAAAACAGUACAACAUUGGGCCAGCGAGACUGUUCUCAUUCAACCCAAUGAGAGAGAUCGCAAGAAGGUCUUUACCAAAAUUCUUUGCAUUGCUCAGUCAUGUUUCCAAGCAGGUAAUUAUUUUGGAUUCAUGUCCAUAUUGGGAGGUUUGAGAAGUUCUUCUGUUUUUAGACUCAAAGAUCUCUAUGAAGACAAUAAGGAAGUACACAAACUGUUCCUCGAAUUGGAAGAGAGUCAGAAAAAAGUCAUCAAUGCAAAAGAAGUGAAUCAACUGUAUGACCAUCUCUCUGAAAAACAGCAACCUUGCAUUCCUUAUUUAGGAAGUUUUCAAAGUCAAGUAUUUUUCACAAAAGAAGGAAACAAACCUCUUCUCGAACAUGCCAAACACAAAGAGGUCAUUAAUUACCGAAUGAUGAGAAUUUUAAUGAAAACAUUGGGAAGAGUUUCAGAAUUGCAACAAUUAUGUCUUAAUUAUGAUUUUCAAGAAUUACCUUAUUUGCAAUUUGUAUUUACUGAAGAAUUGCAACGAUUAUUGAAAACAAAAACAGAUGAUGAAUUAUGGGAACUUUCAACAAAGAUCAAACCAUCCAACAGACAAUAA
Messenger RNA from Naegleria lovaniensis, 7290 nucleotides. RefSeq lists its product as uncharacterized. Bases 1 to 7290 code for a protein of 2429 amino acids. Gene Ontology annotation, molecular function: guanyl-nucleotide exchange factor activity. The transcript has a single exon. The record is from RefSeq and is a predicted model, not a curated record. Lineage: Eukaryota; Heterolobosea; Eutetramitea; Acrasida; Naegleriidae. Gene Ontology annotation, biological process: positive regulation of GTPase activity; Ras protein signal transduction. Gene Ontology annotation, cellular component: plasma membrane.